AGCCCUCUUUCCUCUCUCUUUUCAGUCUGCGCCGCCCCCCAAACCGUCCCCCCCCCCCCCCCCCGAGAAAACCCUGAACUCCGCUAAAUUCGAGGAAAAUUCCAUGGGCGGCGGCGGCGACAUCACCCCCACCAGCAUCCCCUCCUCACCGUCGUGCUCGUCGGAGGUUCCUCCUGAGUUCGCCGACUACGUGGCCAUCUCGUCGGUUUGCAACGACGAAGCAUCUGAUGGGUGCUCUGACUGCGACGACGCCGAGGUUGAGGCUCUCUACUUCGGCCGCAGGCUGCAGGACCGCCUGCGAGAGGCGAAAGAGUUCAUCAGGAGGUAUAAGCCUGGGGAUUGCAUUGAGGGAGCUGGCGGCACAAAAGCUGGGGAUUAUAUCUUGCCCGAGAUCACUACACUACUUUUAGUGGGCCCUAGAGGUGCGGGCAAGAGCACACUUGUGAACCGAAUUACAAGGGUCUUUGACAAGGAUGAUGUUCCCUUUGCACCAGAUCGAGCGCAGGUGUCACGAAAUUCAAAAUCAAAUGGUACGCUUUUUCUUCAGGAGUACCCAAUUCCGAGGAAUUCGACUGCUAUAUGUAUUUAUGAUACACAGAGCUUAUCAAUCGAUCCACAGAAAAAAUUCAAUAUGCUGCAGCAGUGGAUGACAAAGGGAAUCAGCCAUGGGGAGACAAUGACGUGUUUUAGCAGGGAUACUGAUGAAGGAAAUAAAACUAAGGACAUCAAACCAUUUGGGAGACAAUUCAAUAUUCUUUGUUACAAAACCAGGAAGGUCAACUUUGUUAUAUUUGUUGUUGAUGGUGUUUCUAUCCUUGAGGCAACUGAAAGCAACAAGAAAGGAUACAUUGACAUACUGCGUGAAACAUUUAUGUAUCCAUUUUUAUCAAUUGGAGAUGACAAACCUGUUGUUGUGGUCACACAUGGUGAUUGCCUAUCGAUGCUCCAGCGCGCACAUGUUCAAAACGAGUUAGCAGAAGUAUUUGGCAUUCCUGCCUGUCAAAUUUUUGAUAUACCAGGAUCUGAUGAUUACCAAACUGAUCUGGCUAUAUUGGAUAUGUUACGUUACUGUAUCCAACAUGCUGAGCAGAACUUCCCCAUUAAAUUGAAUUAUCUUUUAGAGGUGCGUGGGCGUGAAACUUUUAAGAACGCAGCAGAGCGGUUGAUGGCCUUAGAUGCAGUAAUCGAAGCCACCAUUAUUUUCCUUUGCAUCAUGAUUCUUCUGAUUCGAGUUUCAGAUAAAUUGCUGCAAUUGUAACUAUGUCCCGCAUUGUAAAUAAGAAAAACAGGGAAGACAUUCCGCCUUCUUCCAAUGCCAUAAUCUGACGAACAUUUGUGCAGCAUAAUGAACCUGUUAUGCUAAUUCCAGUGUCUGGGCCGCCUUUGAACAAGAUCCAACAAUGUGGAAAAGAAAAUGGGUUAGGGGGUGUUUGGAUCAUAGGGGUUAAACUUUAAUCCUAUCUUUUGACACCGAUUA
Panicum virgatum (switchgrass) is the source of this 1477-nucleotide messenger RNA. RefSeq lists its product as uncharacterized. The transcript has 8 exons. The record is from RefSeq and is a predicted model, not a curated record. Lineage: Eukaryota; Viridiplantae; Streptophyta; Magnoliopsida; Poales; Poaceae. Bases 104 to 1258 code for a protein of 384 amino acids.